UGUAUCUCCUGCUAUCUAUUUAUUUAAUAUCUAUUUAAACGCACGUUGAUCACCGCAUUCUCUAUAUAUACGCAUAACCAGAUGGAAUGAUGCGUCAAGAAGACUCUGAUAGCUCAUAGAGUAUAGGGAAUGCGUCGCUACUCUGGCCUCUACUUGGCCCUCAGUGGUUGGACAGUUGUUUCUGCGCUCGCUAACUGCGCAGUCUCACCGACUCAUCCAAAUCUCUCUGCUUGUGCUCUCGAACCUCUCACGUUCUCCUGCGAAAACACGACUGCGAUCAAGAACACAUGUUGCACGCCCACUCCAGGAGGACUUGUGCUGCAAACACAGUUUUGGAGCACCUUCACCGGGAGGGAGGAUGCAGGACAGAAGUUACCGAAAGGUAGUUGGACUAUUCAUGGCUUGUGGCCGGAUAACUGCGACGGGUCUUUCGAGCAAUACUGUGAUCCUUCCAGACAAUACGAUCCUGCACCAUCCCCACAAGCCUUCCCCAAUGGCACGGAAAUACCUGCAUAUAGGGGUCCAGGAAUUGACACGUUCAUUGAGAAAUUUAAACGCUAUGAUCUACUUGAUUAUAUGAACAAGUACUGGAUCGCCCAAUCGAUGGAUAAUGCCAUUUUUUGGGCACACGAGUAUUCCAAACACGCCACCUGCACGUCUACGUUUGAUAUUCAAUGCUAUGGGGAUUCAUACGAGGACAAAAUGGAAGUCGUGGACUUCUUCCACACUGCUACGAGGGUGUUCCAACAGUACCCUACAUUCGACAUUCUCGCUGCUAACGGAAUCAUGCCAUCUAACAAAACGGGUUACCCGCUGCAUUCCAUUCAGAAUGCCCUCCGGACGCAGACCGGGGCUACACCAUACCUUGGAUGCCUCAACCGCACUAUCCUGACAGAAGUGUGGUACUUUAGUCAUGUCUUAGGGACGGUGAGUUCAUUUUCUGUGCGGAUGUCUUAACAUGUUCGACCCCCGCUGGUGUUUAGGAGCAAUUUGGUACCUACAAGACUCUUGACACGACCACCAACUCGACUUGCGCUACCAAUGAAACAAUCUGGUACUAUGAGCGAACUCCUUCCGCAGAACAUGAAGUGCGGAAAAUCAAAUGGUAGGCUCAAGAUACGUAUGGUCACGCAAAUCUAGUAUGAUUAUUCGUAUUGCAAGUUGAAUGAACUGUUGCUUGGAAGGUGUUCGGACUGUGCUGCUCGAAAGUGCGAAUACAGUAAGGAGAACAGAGUUCACUCCAAUGGAGUAUCAUCAUUAUCAUCGUCAAUUACAUAAUAUUACGUUUACUGAUCCAGUAACUUGUUACUACAGUACCUGUGUAUAUCGGGCUGAUUCUGACCCGCGGGAGAUUGUUGGCCG
Messenger RNA from Marasmius oreades (fairy-ring Marasmius), 1362 nucleotides. RefSeq lists its product as uncharacterized. The transcript has 5 exons. NCBI's taxonomy places the organism in Eukaryota, Fungi, Basidiomycota, Agaricomycetes, Agaricales, Marasmiaceae. Gene Ontology annotation, cellular component: extracellular region. Gene Ontology annotation, biological process: RNA catabolic process. The coding region runs from base 130 to 957 and encodes 275 amino acids. The record is from RefSeq and is a predicted model, not a curated record. Gene Ontology annotation, molecular function: RNA binding; ribonuclease T2 activity.